Molecule: messenger RNA, 345 nt
Organism: Aspergillus heteromorphus CBS 117.55
Lineage: Eukaryota; Fungi; Ascomycota; Eurotiomycetes; Eurotiales; Aspergillaceae
Exons: 2
Coding region: 1-345 (114 amino acids)
Source: RefSeq, a predicted model, not a curated record
AUGAAAGACAGACCGCAGUAUAUCCCAGUCGGUAUCUUCACCGUUCUAUUCGCACAAUAUUUCGGGAGCUCGGUCAUGCAAAGUAUCGGAGGCGCUAUCUUUCAAAAUCGACUCGUGAAGCAGCUAGAAGCCCGCGCAAACCUGGACUCUGAUCAGGUUGCAAUUCUUGUAAAUGCAGGGAGCUUGAAGGUGCGAGACAUGGCUCGUCAGGACUUUCUUGAUCGUCUGGAUGCGGUAAUUGCCGCCUAUAAAGAUGCCGUUACCAACGUUUUUAAGUGCGAACGCAUUGAUACACCAUACUUGGCUGACAACGAUGAGGGUGAAGUACACGCCAGCAAGGUCUAA